UUUACAGAAAUCUUUACCUGCAUGUAAUAGCACCAUAAGCUGUAAUGUAAUCUGUUGCUGUCAUAACAAAGGUUGUUUACAUUUUUAAAUCUCAAUAGCCCGCGAAACGUGAACUUGUAAACUUUUUUAAAAAUAAAUAAUUAUUUGUAUUUAAGAGAAGAAUAAUAUCAAAUAGAAUAACAAUGCGGCGUUCUAAGGCUCCAUCAAUGAAACCUUCACACUUAAGAGGAAACUCAGUUCGAGAAGUGGAUGCGUCUCCCUUAGUUUCGUACAAACCUCCACAACACAAUGAAAUUUCUUCCUCGACUUCUUCUACAAAGGGUAAGGAAAAUUUAAACACUCUUAAACAUGACCCCGACAACAAAAUUCUUUAUAAUAUUGUUUGGCGGAAGAUAACUACAAAAAAACACAAAAGUUGGGAAGGUGAUGGGUCCCUCGAAGUAAAGAAUAACAUAGGUGUUCUUAAGAGCGAAACUGGUCAAUUUUUGGGCACAUCGAAUGCAAUCAAACUCGAAGAACUAAUUGAAGGAGCGAUUCUUGUUAUCGGAGGUAAAGAAGUGGAAAUCCAAGAAAAAGUUAAAGACCUCAAGGAGUUUUAUGCAAAUAGAAAGAUGCUCAAGGGGGCUUCCGACGAAUGGAAUGAACCAGAGGAGAAGAAAAAGAAAACUCAGCAUAGUGUCUUUUUCCCAAUGUUGCACUUGACUGCACCUAAGAUGUCAAAGAGAAUACCUUCAACAACAAAACCACUGCCUGAGAUAGAUGUUGAGCCUUUGAUUCUUCCCAGGCCGGAAGACGAAAAAAGGUUCAACAAACUUAAUCGCCCGGUUUAUGAAGUUCGAGUCACACCAUUGCUGGUCCAGCAUCUGCGUCGGCAUCAGCGAGAAGGUGUUUGUUUCCUCUAUGAGUGUGUAAUGGGAUUCAAGAAUCCCGACUUCUUUGGAGCUAUCCUCGCUGACGAGAUGGGGUUGGGAAAAACUCUUCAAUGUCUCGCACUCUGCCACACCCUCCUCAAACAAGGGCCCUUUGGUGGUGAUAGAGUUCUGCAAAGAGUUCUCAUUGUCUGUCCCAGUAGCCUAACGUCUAAUUGGAACAAUGAAAUCAACAAAUGGCUGAAGAACGAGCGUAUGUAUGCGUUUGUUGUGGAUUUGAAACACAAACUACAUCAGUUCUCUCAUCAGAAUCACAUUCCCUUCGUAAUUGUCUCCUACGAAAUGUUCCUUGGCCAUUCUGACGAAUUCAAAGUUCUGGACUUUGAUCUAGUCAUCUGUGAUGAAGGCCAUCGGCUUAAAAACAGUGCCACAAAAGUUUCUAUCGCUCUGCAAGCCAUGAACAUCCAAAGGAAGAUCAUUCUAACCGGCACACCAAUUCAGAACGAUCUGCAAGAGUUUUUUACUCUAGUAGACUUUGUGAACCCUGGAAUUCUGGGUUCAUAUCAAGAAUUCAGGAGAGAGUUCGAGAACCCCAUCGUUCAAAGUCAAGCACAAGAUGCCGACGAAGACGUUAAAAUUAUAGGCUAUCAAAAGGCUGCAGAACUUAAGUCGAUAUCGAAAAGGUUCAUUCUAAGAAGAACCCAAUCUGUGAACCAAAAGUACCUACCAAAGAAAAGAGAAUACGUGGUGUUUGUGAGGCCCUCUGAGUUACAACAAUUUCUCUUGGUAAGGGCUCUAGAACUAUGGGACUCCCAAAAAGAAGAUUUACUCAAAAACAUGAACACCCUUCAAAUCAUAACGAUUUUGAAGAAGAUAUGCAAUCAUCCUUCAUUGAUUUCUCGCUGCAAAUCUCCGAAUCUUCUGACGAAGAGCUUGGGAAAGUUCCUUCCCGAUUGGUCAGAGAUGGGUCCCUUUGACUCGGGCAAGGUGGAGCUAGUCCAAAAUUUCCUGACUGACAUUGCAUCUUUGGAUGAACGAGUUGUUCUAGUAUCGAAUCACACGAAGACCCUAGAUAUGCUUCAUGGGCUCUGUGAUUUUCUUAAUCUUGGGGUUUCUCGCCUUGAUGGAAGCACCCCGGCGAGUGAUCGAAACGCGAUAGUUGCGAAAUUCAAUGCCGAAGACUCGACUUCGAGAGUUUUCCUGCUGAGUGCCAAAGCUGGUGGGGUGGGUUUGAAUUUGUGUGGAGCAUCUCGUUUAAUCUUGUUCGACAACGAUUGGAAUCCGGCUACGGAUCAACAAGCCAUGUCAAGAAUUUGGAGAGAUGGACAGAAGAAGGAUGUUAAGAUCUAUCGCCUGAUCACUGUGGGAACAAUAGAGGAGAAAAUAUUUCAAAGGCAAAUUGCCAAAACCAGCCUUGGGGGAUGUGCCUUGAAAAAUGAUGACAGUGCCGGUGGUGGUCAAGAGUUUGGUACAACGGAUUCUAUGAAAUUCUCCACCGAGGAACUGACUGGUUUGUUUGGUCUGCCAUUAGACUUCGGUGAUUGCGCUACUCAUGAAAAUCUCUGCGAUUGUGAUGGAAGUGGUGGUACCAAUAAUUCCAGUUCUAACGUGACAUCCAAGGACUCUCUUCAAAUAAACGAAUUGAUGAAAUGGCAACAUUAUGCCAAUCCCUUUUCUGAAGAAUUUCUGGAUGAAGCAUGUCUUGGAUCAUCUUCUGAAAGUAUCUCUUUCAUUUUUUCUUGUCAGACAGAAGUAGACUCACAACUUGCUACAUAAAUGAGAUCAUACAAACUUAUGAAUAAUAAAUGUUUAUACAAAAACCGAGAAGUUCCAAGGAUUAUUUUAACAAUGCCUUCAUCCAUCCUCUCCACCGUGAUGAGUCAUAAAUCAGUUCAUUUUUCGAUUCUAAGCGUUUG
Molecule: messenger RNA, 2785 nt
Organism: Eupeodes corollae
Lineage: Eukaryota; Metazoa; Arthropoda; Insecta; Diptera; Syrphidae
Product: DNA repair and recombination protein RAD54B-like
Exons: 2
Coding region: 183-2645 (820 amino acids)
Biological process (GO): double-strand break repair via homologous recombination; reciprocal meiotic recombination
Cellular component (GO): nucleus
Molecular function (GO): DNA translocase activity; ATP binding; ATP-dependent chromatin remodeler activity
Source: RefSeq, a predicted model, not a curated record